Molecule: messenger RNA, 1490 nt
Organism: Panonychus citri (citrus red mite)
Lineage: Eukaryota; Metazoa; Arthropoda; Arachnida; Trombidiformes; Tetranychidae
Product: ADP-ribosylhydrolase ARH3-like
Cellular component (GO): nucleus; mitochondrion
Source: RefSeq, a predicted model, not a curated record
AUCCGAUACCAGAGAUCAACAUUUUCCAACUUCAACCUUUUGAUGGUUUUUUAAUUUAAAACUUAACAAUUAGCUAAUUUAUUGUCAACAAUUGUAUUUGUUGGUGUUUUGUGCUGUUUUGGUAGGUGAUUUAUCGAUGGCAAUGAUUCAACUGAGUAGUCGAUUCAGAGGUUGUUUACUUGGUGUUCAUAUCGGUGAUACAUUUGGAGCUCCAUUUGAAAAUGAUGAAAGUGUUUCCAAGCGAGUGUUACAAAAUUAUCUCAACAAUUUAAUUGCUGUUAAAAAUGCUAAUCAAGUGUUUCCUUAUACUGAUGACACCUUGAUGUCUCGAGCUGUGGCUCAAUCAUUGAUUGCUAACAAAGGAUUUCAUGCGGCCGAUCUGGCGAAACGAUUUGCUCAAGAUUACUUUGAAAAUCCUAAAAGAGGUUAUGGUCAAAAUGUGACCGAAGUGUUUACCUACCUUCACAUUGAGGAGUACGAAGAUCCUUUUGGACCUGCAAGGCGUCAAUUCGGUGGGACAGGUUCUUAUGGUAAUGGUGCAGCUAUGAGGAUCCCUGUCGCUUUGUUUGGACUCAAUUUUACUGACGAUAAACUCAACGAGAUGGUCGAUAAUUGUUCAAAAAUAACUCAUACGAAUGUGAAAGGAAUCAACGGUGCGAAGCUUCAAUGUCAUGGAAUUCGUGAAGCUCUUAGAGCCAAAGAACCGUUUGAUCCUUUAUCUUUUCUCAACACUUUAACUGAGAAAAUGGAAAUUGAAGCCGAUUGUCAGGAGAGAGAUAAAGUCUACGUUAAAUCGCUACAAGAAAUGACUAAAAUUUUUGAAGGAAAACACAGAAAUAAAGACCCGAAGCCCGAAGAGAUCGCUGAUAUUUUUGGUAAUUGUGUUUCGGCGAUGAGAUCAGUUCCAUCGGCCAUUUACAGUUUUCUUCGAUCUCAAAAACCGAUGGAACUUUUUGAAACUGAUAAUCCUUUUCUUCGCACUCUCUUCUUGUCCAUUUCGCUCGGCGGUGAUACUGAUACAAUCGCUUCCAUGGCCUGUGCGAUGUCCGGUGCCUUACACGGAGAAUCGACAAUUCCCUCAACUUUAAUCAAACAAUCGGAAUCUUCCGACUCAACAAUCAAAUUAGCUGAUAAAUUGCAUCAAUUAGUUGACGGUUAGUUAGCUUAAACAUUUGAUUUUAAUAGUGAUCAAAGUAUCAAAUUGAAAGGAAAUUAUUUCAUUUGCAUCAAAUGUUGAUUAGUUUUAAUUAAUGUCUUUUUAUAUUAAAACAAAAUUUACUAAUUGUUAUAAUGUGUUUAUUGGUGAUCCUAGAAAUGAUUGAAUUGAUUAGUCAGAUCAACUGAGAAAGUGAAACUGAAUCAAAAAUAAACUCAUUCCCCAUUAGGUCAAGAUCAAAUUUUUCUUAAAUGGCUUCAGGCUAUUUUCUUGUAACCAUUAAGAUUACAGUUAAAUUGUUGCUUUGAUUAAACUUUAUCCUGAUUGUUACUUA